Messenger RNA from Sphaeroforma arctica JP610, 1241 nucleotides. Its product is annotated as glucose 1-dehydrogenase. Lineage: Eukaryota; Ichthyosporea; Ichthyophonida. The coding region runs from base 81 to 899 and encodes 272 amino acids. The transcript is spliced from 7 exons. The record is from RefSeq and is a predicted model, not a curated record.
CUUAAUAAUUGAAUAUAUAGCACAACCCUUUAAUCAAGAUAAGUUAUUGAAGAGCUUGUAGUAAACCAGAUUUGACAGGCAUGUCGGGAAGACUAGAAGGAAAAGUGGCCGUGAUCACCGGAGUUGGCGGUGGGAUUGGCUACCAAGCAGCCAGUCUGUUUGCACAAGAAGGGGCUAAGCUCGUUUGUGCGGACGUCAAUGAUCAGGCGGGCAAGGCAGCUGUGGCCAAAGUGGUAGCGGCAGGCGGAGAAGCGGUCUACGUGCACUGUGAUGUUUCCAAAGAAUUUGAUGUCAAAGCUAUGGUGGCCACGGCCGAAGAGAAGUUCGGCAAGUUGAAUAUUAUGUUCAACAAUGCAGGAAUCAUGCACCCCAAGGAUGAUAACGCCGAGACUACUGAGGAGAGCGUAUGGGAUAUGACCAUGAACAUCAAUUUGAAAGGUGUUUGGUUUGGUUGCAAGCACGCCAUCCCUGCCAUGCGUCGAGCCGGCGGGGGUUCUAUCAUUAACACUGCGUCAUUUGUUGCCGUCAUGGGUGCGGCAACUCCCCAGCUCGCUUAUACGGCGUCAAAGGGCGGGGUGCUGGCCAUGAGUCGAGAGCUGGCCAUAGUGCAUGCCAGGGAGAACAUCAGAGUCAAUGCUAUAUGUCCCGGCCCUCUACACACACCACUGCUUAUGGACUUUUUGAACACUGAGGAGAAAAAGGAGAGACGCUUGGUUCACCUACCUAUGGGGCGAUUUGGCGAAGCAAUUGAGAUUGCGCAAGGUGCACUCUUCCUGGCGUCUGACGAUGCAUCGUAUGUCACGGGUACAGACUUCAUGGUGGAUGGGGGUUUGCGAGCUGCAUAUGUCACUCCGGUAGGAGAGACCAAAUCCAUUCCACCCAACUCGAACAGAGAGUGAUACGUUGAAAACAUACCCAGCACCUUGUAAUAUGAACGAGUCAAACUGAUGAUAUACCAUCGUUCAGUAGCAUUGACCAGAUUAAUUUCGCCGAACUCGGUACUGGGAGCGGUACUCUGAAUAUAUAUUUCGACAUAACACGUCAAAAAAUGUCAAUAUAAACUUGUACAUACCAUUAUUUAAAAUUGCGAUACCUAUGCAUAUACGCUGCAUGCAGAAUCCAAUACAUAGUGUAUGCAAUGUUUGCAUAAAUGAUAUGCCGUCUUCAUUUAGUACUCGUGAGGUAAAAUACAAUUCGUUGGAUUGAUCCAGUUAGUGCAUAAACGACCAAAUUGUACCGAU